This is a messenger RNA of Betta splendens (Siamese fighting fish), 1924 nucleotides long. It is a transcript of the gene ddx19a, whose product is annotated as DEAD-box helicase 19a. Bases 276 to 1655 code for a protein of 459 amino acids. Gene Ontology annotation, biological process: poly(A)+ mRNA export from nucleus. Gene Ontology annotation, cellular component: nucleus; cytoplasmic stress granule. The transcript is spliced from 11 exons. Lineage: Eukaryota; Metazoa; Chordata; Actinopteri; Anabantiformes; Osphronemidae. Gene Ontology annotation, molecular function: RNA binding; ATP binding; RNA helicase activity. The record is from RefSeq and is a predicted model, not a curated record.
CAGUCGCGGGCUAAUUAGCAGCUAACGAGUCAUUGCCUGCGUUCGUGAAACGUCCAACGCAACAAAGGCGGCGCCGGCGAUGUGGUUCGGUAAUAGUCGGGUCAGCCCACGAUAGCGGGUUAUGGCUUUAUUACGCUGACAGCUAACUUUUCAAAACCGUGUACAAGACUAAUCUCUUAUAAUGUCCGAGGAGUUGUGGGACCGUGUCCUGGACGCCCAGGAGGCAACAAGUUCGGCGUCGCAGGUAAGUUGCAAAGCCUGACUUCCCACGGACGAUGGCUGGAGUGCGUGGUCCAUUAACCAUGAAGGAAGACGUGAAUAGCAACGUUCUGCCGGAGAAGGACUUUGCGGACUUGUGGAAGGAGGAGGACAAAGUGGACCUGGCUAAGCAGUCCCUGUUAAAUAAACUGAUCCACCGCUCUCUGGUGAGGAACCGAAACCAGGUGGAGGUUCUUCAGCGCGACCCCACCUCCCCUCUGUACUCUGUGAAAACGUUUGAGGAGCUCAGGCUGAAACCUGAGCUUCUUAGGGGUGUGUAUGACAUGGGUUUCAACAGACCGUCCAGGAUCCAGGAGAACGCUUUGCCCAUGAUGCUGGCACAACCACCUCAGAAUCUGAUUGCCCAGUCACAGUCUGGCACAGGUAAAACGGCAGCUUUUUCUUUGGCCAUGCUCAGCCACGUAAACCCAGACAAUAAGUGGACUCAGUGCCUUUGCAUCUCGCCAACGUACGAGCUUGCCCUGCAGAUUGGUCAGGUAGUUGAACAAAUGGGCAAAUUUUGUCCAGAGGUGAAACUGGCUUAUGCCAUUCGUGGAAACAGAAUGGAGCGUGGAAAAAAGAUACAAGAGCACAUUGUAAUAGGGACCCCAGGCACACUCCUCGACUGGUGCUCUAAGUACAAGAUAAUUGACGCCAAGAAGAUAACAAUGUUUGUCCUGGAUGAAGCGGAUGUGAUGAUUGCCACACAAGGGCAUCGUGACCAAAGCAUUCGAAUACAUAGGCAGCUGAGUCAGGACUGUCAGAUGCUCCUAUUCUCUGCAACGUUCGAGGAGUCUGUCUUGAGGUUUGCAGAGCAUGUUGUGCCUGACCCCAAUGUCAUCAAGCUAAGACGUGAAGAGGAAACUUUGGAAACGAUCAAACAGUUUUAUGUGCUGUGUAGAGAGAAGGAGGACAAAUUUGCAGCACUCUGUAAUUUGUAUGGGAGCCUCACGAUUGCUCAGGCAAUGAUCUUCUGUCAUACUCGCAAGAUGGCUGCUUGGCUGUGUGCGCACCUGAUCCACGAGGGCCACCAGGUGGCGCUGCUGAGUGGGGAGAUGACAGUGGAAGAGAGAGCUGCGGUGAUCGAGCGUUUUCGGAGUGGCAAGGAGAAGGUGCUUGUGACGACAAAUGUUUGCUCCAGAGGUAUUGAUGUGGAGCAGGUGUCUCUUGUGGUGAACUUUGACCUGCCUGUGGACAUGGAUGGAAAUGCAGAUAAUGAGACAUACCUUCACCGGAUUGGUCGCACGGGACGAUUUGGUCGACGAGGGUUUGCUGUUAAUAUGGUUGACAGCAAAUACAGCAUGGAUAUCAUUAACCAAAUAGAGACACAUUUCAAUAGGAGGAUCACAAAGCUUGACACAAGCAAUCUUGAAGAAAUGGAGAAGCUGAUGAGCUGAACUGAAUUCUGCAAAUGUGACUUCUUUCAAGAGUGGUGGUGGUGGUGUUGAAUUUGGUUGUUGUUGCAUUUGGUGGUGGUUGUGUUGUGUGUUUUUUUUGUUUGUUUUUUUUGUAGAUAAGAAAAAUGAAUAAGUCAUUGUUUGUUCUUUUCAUAUGCCGGUUAGAAGGGUUCUGCCUGUGUCAAAGACAAUUCUGUUGGGUGUCUUUGAAAAGUUCUCACAUUUGAUGGACCUCGAUAUUUUAUUGAAGAUUAAAAAAAAUCACCUCA